GUUACCUUCGCUUCCUCGCUGCUCCAUGCUGGAGUUGAUGUAACAGGCGUGUGGAUUGAUCGUUGUGCCGGUGUUUGAAUUAAAUUGCUCGGAUAAACGGCGAUCAGAGUUUUACUGCAGACAUGUCGUACUGCAAGCAGGAAGGUAAAGAUCGAAUCAUAUUCGUGACCAAGGAGGAUCAUGAAGCCCCUAGUAAUGCUGAGCUUGUUGAAGAUGACCCCAAUGAUCCCUAUGAGGAUCAUGGUCUUAUUUUACCCAAUGGGGAAAUAAACUGGAACUGCCCAUGUCUGGGUGGUAUGGCUAGCGGCCCCUGUGGACAGCAGUUCAAGGAAGCCUUUUCUUGUUUCCACUAUAGCAAGGAGGAGUUAAAGGGGUCGGAUUGUGUGGAAAACUUCCGGAGUAUGCAGGAAUGUAUGCAGAAAUACCCUGAGCUCUAUCCACAGGAGGAUGACAAUGACAGUGCCCCCCCUGGAGGGGCUGAAACUACACAUACUGAAUCCACUUCAACAGACUCUGCACCCUCUCCUGAUUCUGAAUCAGCUGCCACAGAUAACCCAGCAGCUAGCUAAUAUUACUCGCUUCAUUUCUUUUGGAUCACAGCAGAGACAGCUCCAUUUUAGAGUAUACAGAGAUGUUAUGUGACACCAUUGGGGUGACUUUCUCUUGACCUGGCGGCAUGAAGCACGGAUGCAGUGGGGGAGAAGCCCUUCAAGUUUAUCUGAUGAAUAGAUUGAAAUGACAAUAAAAUGCACUAUGCAUGUAGGAAAAAGUAUGACAACAAAUGUAGGACAAUGCUUAAACGUUUUACAGAUGGGCAUGUGAUCAGUCACUUGGCACCUGGACCUCUGAUAUAUUCCACCACCUCACCUCAUCUAGGUUGCCUGGUUUAUUCGACCAGCAGUGUUUUUGGGUUAUUUUCUGCUCCACUAACUGUCCUAAACUUGUUUGUUUUGUGAAUUACUAUGGAUCAAAGGUCAUUUGGCAUCUGUAAUUUUAAGUUCAGAGUUCUGUUAUCCUCACGAACAGAAAUGUUUACUCAAGCUAGAAGGCCUGCAUACAUUUCCUGUGAUUAUUAUUUUUAUAUAUAGAAUGAUUAAACAAUUUCAUAAGUUCA
This is a messenger RNA of Triplophysa dalaica, 1114 nucleotides long. It is a transcript of the gene chchd4a, whose product is annotated as coiled-coil-helix-coiled-coil-helix domain containing 4a. Bases 123 to 569 code for a protein of 148 amino acids. The transcript is spliced from 3 exons. Gene Ontology annotation, molecular function: protein-disulfide reductase activity. The record is from RefSeq and is a predicted model, not a curated record. Gene Ontology annotation, cellular component: mitochondrial intermembrane space. Lineage: Eukaryota; Metazoa; Chordata; Actinopteri; Cypriniformes; Nemacheilidae. Gene Ontology annotation, biological process: protein import into mitochondrial intermembrane space.